AUGCACUGUCGCCCCUGCGAAACGUGGGUUGACGCGCGACGGUGCCCUUCGAGUGUCGCAGCCGUAGCCGUGCAGCGAGUCAAGGUUCCCAUAUCUGCAAGAGAGCCGAUGGACGGUGACGGCGUCGGCGGCACUGCGCAAGAUGCAAUCUCAUGCUGGCUGCACGACUUCCAGCUGUCUGCGGGCGAGCCCAUUCUGCAGAAAGCUGGCGUAGAGUACGGGAGCGAGGUCAUGUGGUGGAGCGACUCACGUCGAAGGAAACGCCCGCACGAGGGUAUCGACAUAACGCUCGCGGAUGCAUGCAGCAUGCGCAGCUUGCCCCUGCGAUUUGCCGAGCCAGGGCGCGUCGUAGGCAUCAUUGAUGACUUCUUGGGGCGCACUGUGAUCGUGCAGCGGCCCCGCCACCGAGAGCAGUUCUGGUUGUACGCCCACGUCGAGCUGGCCGACGACAUCGAGCUGGGAUGCUGGGUUACAGAAGCGAGCUUUCUUGGCCACGCUGCCGCCUCAGCAACCAAGUGCCCCUCGCAUUUGCACAUUUCGCUCGUGGAAUCAGCAGGGGUCAUGUCGCCUACGGAGGCUUCGGACGCUUGGCAGCGUGUCACCUGGAGUACGAUCCACGAGUGGGACUGGCUACGAUUCGUGCCGCUCACGCUGCAGCUCCCCCAGCGGCGGCCGACGCACACAGAGCGCGGGCUGUGGUGGGCAGGGCUUCUAGGAGGCGUACUUCUGAUUACGUGCGCAGCGGUGAGCAGGUAUCGACGGCCUUGACGCCAAUGGACGUGCUGCCACCUGAGCGCCCGCCGUUGCCCUCGCUGCCUGCGGUGGCCCAUCCGAGGCUAGACGGCUCCGACGAGGACGCGUGGCCCGCCGCCGCUGCGCUCCGCCUGUGGCGCAGGCUCAGCAUGCGGUGGUUUUCAACUGCGCGUCUGUGAUUGAGCUGGGCGCAGGUGCGCGCGCCGUCGGACUGCCAGCAGACUGCGUCGGCGCCUGGCGAAUCGUGCUGACCGAUCGCGAGAGUGAGCCGACCGCGCCGCCGACUCGCGCACCUCGUGCUGCCGUAUGGUGCGUGCAGGUGGCCCCGCUGGCCUGGGGCGUCGAGGGCGCGCGACCAGGGCCGGGCCUGCACGGCGCUGCAGCUAGCCCGCACACGGCAGCGCACCGUCCUGCUGCAGUCGCGAGUGGCACCGCGCACGGGAGGUGGCCCUCUGCGGAGCUGGCGGCGGUGCUGGCGGCGGUGGACAGCACCAGUCGUCGAGGGGAUGCCGGCCCACGUGCACAGGGACACUCAGCGCGCGGGCAGGCCGUCCCAGCCUGACCCCGGAGGCGCGGAGCGCGGCAGAGCAGCGAACUCUCCGCGCUCUCUCGGUCGCGCCGGCCGCGCACGGGGUGCAGCUCGCGCUCGCGGAGCCGGGGGUUGGCACCGGGCGUGGCUGUGAGGAGGACGCCAGCCGCACACCUGGGUGCACCGGUCCUGGCUUGCAGCUGCGCCUUGCCGAGAGCGUUCCCGGGGGUGCCCGCGUCGUCCGAGUGGCCGCCGGAGACCCGUGUGAUGACUCGAAAGCGGAGCGGCCUUCUCCUCUCAGGGGCAACGUCAGGAGGGG
This is a messenger RNA of Prorocentrum cordatum, 1601 nucleotides long. NCBI's taxonomy places the organism in Eukaryota, Dinophyceae, Prorocentrales, Prorocentraceae. The record is from the annotation of a GenBank genome assembly.